GCUCCGGGGUGGUCGCCCGGCCAGACGCCACCAGUUCCGGCGCAGCCACGCGGAGCGCCGUCGGGGGUGCGUGUCUUGCUGCCGCCGCCGGGCGCAGCGCUUGCGGGUUUAAAGAAUGAAGAGGAGCAAUUUAUCUCUCGUGGAUAAAACUGUCCAGCCUUCACCAGCUUCAUGGCUUGGAUUCUAUUCUUCUCUCAACCAGACUCAGACGUCCCCUGUUCUAGACUGGGGGAGUUUCCCACAUGUAGCAUUAUGCAUUUUCCAGUAUCUUCCUUUAGUAGAUCGGGCCCGGGCAUCUUCUGUAUGUAAGAGAUGGAAUGAAGUUUUUCCUAUUCCUGACCUUUGGAGAAAGUUUGAAUUCGAACUGAACCCGUCAGCUACUUCGUAUUUUAAGUCCACUCAUCCCAGUCUCAUUCAGCAGAUCAUUGAAAAGCAUGCUGCCCAUCUCCAGUAUGUCAGCUUUAAGGUUGAUAGUAGUACUGAAUCAGCAGAAACAGCCUGUGAUAUACUUUCUCAGCUGGUAAAUUGUUCUAUCCGGACUUUGGGCUUGAUUUCAACGACGAAGCAAAGUUUUAUGAAUCUGUCCAAGUCUCAUUUUGUGUCAGCACUUACACUUGUUUUUGUCAACUCAAAAUCUUCCGUCAAAAUUGAAGACUCACCAAUGGAUGAUCCUUCAUUGAAGAUUCUUGUAUCCAAUAAUAGUGACACGCUAAGACUUCUAAAAAUGAGUAGCUGUCCUCAUGUUUCAUCUGAUGGAAUCCUUUGUGUAGCUGACCAUUGUCAAGGCCUUAGAGAACUGGCAUUGAAUUAUUACAUUCUAAGUGAUGAGCUUCUCCUAGCACUUUCGAGUGAGACUCAUGUUAACCUUGAGCAUCUUCGAAUUGAUGUUGUGAGUGAAAAUCCUGGACAAAUUGAAUUUCACUCUAUUAAAAAACCAAGUUGGGAUGCACUUAUUAAACACUCCCCUGGAGUUAAUGUUGUUAUGUACUUCUUUUUAUAUGAAGAGGAAUUUGAGACAUUCUUCAGAGAAGAAACCCCUGUUACUCACCUUUAUUUUGGCCGUUCAGUAAGCAAAGCAGUUCUAGGAUGGAUAAGCCUCACUGGUCAGCGAUUCGUUGAGUCAGUGGCAUGUGCUGAUGGUCUUCAGACUCUUGAUGAACUUACUCGUAUUGGCGAACACUGCACAACCUUAACAGCCGUGGGCCUCAGUGAGUGUGAAGCCAGCUGCAGAGCAUUCACUGAGCUUGUGGGAUUGUGUGGGAAAAGGCUAACCCAGCUCUCUGUGAUGGAGGAAGUUUUGAUCCCUGAUGAUUUUACCCUAGAAGGAAUUCACACGGAAGUCUCCAAAUACCUGGGAAGCAUAUGGUUCCUUGACGUCAUGCCUGUCUGAUAAUUGGCCACCGAAGAUCCUUAAGUUUUUUAAAAAAAAUCAGUGAAGAUAACUUCUUUCUGGCUAUGCAAAUGUAAAUUUUAAGAUGCAUUGCCAAAAUAUUCCAGGUAAAAUAUUUUAUUAUUUGCAAACUGUCUUAAGGGAUUGUAGCAGAAACAUUUGAAAAAGUGAGAAAUUUGAAAAGCCAGAAAUCUCCCGUAGACACAGACACUGUACUGUGGAUUAGAUAGUUGAUAAGCUAAAAACUGGCGGGUGCUUUCUAGAUGAGCUCCUUAAAGGAGCCUUCCUUGAAGGCGUAUUUUAGCUUGCUUAAAUAAAUUUAUGAUAUUGAGCUUUGAAGUCCAUAAAUUAUGACAUUUAAAACUUUAUGUUGCUUUAAAUGCUUCUGUUUCACCUUGGUAUUAAUAUAUUUUAUAAAAUAACAAGUACUAAAAAUAUUAAAAUCAAAAUAUAGAUACAGAGGCUGACUUAAAUGUACUUAAUUUUUAGCACUAUGUAAGAUCAUUAUGAUUCAGUAAACAACUUAUAAUUUCUAAUGCACUCUGAAUUCUACUUUAUUAACUUGGGAGAAAGUGGCCAUUAGAUUAAAAUUAAAUAAUGCUAAUUCAAUUAUAAGAUACAAUGGUUGCUAAUGGAUUGAAUAUACUACUUAGAUAAAUAGUAAAUUUUCCUGAGUGUGUUUGGGAAGGAAUCAGCAUUAACUAACUUACUACUAUGUACCUGGAACAAUGCUUUGCAGAAAUGAUCAUACAGUUUAACUCAUACAAAACUCUUUAGUGGCUAUGUAUUACUAUUAGGAGGAAGAUAUGUCCUUAAGAUGACCUACAAGACUCUCCGUGGUCUGGCUUCUCCCUGCUUCACUGCCUCAUUUUCAACCAAGCUGCCCCUUGCCCUUCUGCUCCAUGUCCUUCAGGUCCUUAGGACAGCCGUGCACCCUCUAGUCCCAGGACAUGUGUACACAUUCUUCUUUCUACUUAGAUCACUCUCUUUGCUCCCUUAGCUCUUUCUCUUAGAUGUCAUUGUCUCAGGGGAGCCUCUGUGACCCUCAGCACCCCGUGACUUAGUUUGUAAUUUGUAAUUUACUUGAAUGAUUAUCUGCUUAUUACGUGCACUGUACGCUCCAUCCAUGCAAGAUGACUGUUUGGUUCUGCUCAUUGUUGUAUCCCUAGCACCUAGCAUAAUAUUCAGCACACAGUAGGCACUCAAUAAAUAUUACUUAAGUACUCUCUUUUUCACACUUGUUCCCGUAAGUCCUCCCUUCCAAUAUCUUAAAUUUCCUUCUGCAAAAACAGACUAAAAAAAAGUUAGAGAUAUGUUCAUUAUUUUCCAGUUUUGAGUAUCUCUAGUCAAGAAAUUUCAUUUUAAAAAUAUAUUUCUAAAACACUAAAUACAUUUUAAAUAUUUUUAAACUAAUUUCUAUUAAAGGAAUUAGAAUACAUGGUGAUUUGUAAGUGAUCAUUUUUAAAAAUAGUAUAUUUUAUAUCCCUUUAUUUAGAGACUGCACUUGUACAUACAUUCUCACCACUGCACCACAGUCUUUCUCACGGUGAGUUCCGUAAAAACAGGCAUCUCAUCUUACUCACUUUUGAGUAUGAAACUAUCAGAACAGGGUGGGUACUAAUGUACAUUAACUAAUGUACCCUGAUGUGUACUAACUCAAUACAUGCUGGUGGAGCUGAUAUGUUGGCUAAAAUAAAAAACCAUUUCCUUAAAGACAGUUAUUACUAUUGCAAAUCAUAUAAUUUAUGACCUUAAGAUUUGAGGGGAGUGCAGAAGCAGUAUAUCAUAGGGAACUUAAAGUCUGAUUAGUAAAACAGGACAAACAAAGGAAAUGGCCUAACUGAGAUUGGGGGGAUUAGGCUGUCUGGAGAGCAGAGUGACGGUGGAAAUACUGAAGAGAUAAACCUGCUCUCACCUGGCAUUACUUGAACAUGAUACAGUGGAGCAGGGAGGUGGGCGUAUACGUACCUGAAUGGUAAGGUGACAGUGCCAGUGGUGUUUGCACUGGAGUGUAAAGAAGCAAAACAGACGGGAGGAGAGAGCUCAAGGGGGAGUCUCUCCCUGUAGCCUACUAGCAUGCAGAUACAAUGAGUACCAGUGGCCUUUUUUAUAUCACGUGAGAAAUUGCUCCUCUAACUGGUCUUCAGUGACCCAGGAGUAAAACCUAGUGAACUCAGCACUAUAGUGACAAUCUGCCUAUCUUCCUAAUCUACAGAGUAAAACCUAACUGUUGAGCUCAAUUAAAUGACCAUGGUUUGUUUGACUUACUGAGUUGACAAACCGAAAAGCAAACAUUUUUAGGAGAGCCAAAACAAGACAAGAAAAUACAGCAUAUUUUUGAUGAUUAAUCAAUGAAAAUGUCUCCAUUUACUUUGGAAGACAAUGAAAAGCACUGUUUACUUAAGGUUAGAGGAUUAUAGAUGAAUGAAUGAAUUUGAUAUUAGAUGGAUUUCAAGCUUUAGCCUUUGAAAAACACUUUAGUUCUGUAAGCAAAUUUGUCCAUGUUAAAAAUAUUUAUUUGCAUUUGUUAGAGCGUUUUGGAAAAGGAUAAUUUCGUGGGCAAAAAAUAAAUGGAGAAAAUGAAUGAAAAGGUUCUGUUGUAGGUUGUACUGAAGAGGCACAAAAGUAGGAAUCUCAAAGUUUUGUUUUUCCUUCCUUAUGAGCCUUACUCUCAUUUGUAUUGUACUAAAUAUCCGGAAGAUAGGCAGAUUGUAAAGUUAUGCCACUAAAUGUGAUCAAUGUUGUAUAAGGAUAUAAGAAUUCUUCUAUGGCUUGGCUUCUUAAAUUGGCCACUUGUUCUCCCAUUAAAUUAUUUUCCUGAAGAAAACGAAAAAUCUUUUCUAAAUAAUAAUUGAUUUAUUUCCCUAAUUAAUUUAGUCAUUGAACCUAAAACCUGACAUAACUUUUAAGUAUGUAUUAUAAUCAUAAUAUUAUUUUAUGAUAGAUUAUAAUCAUACUAUUAUAAUUGUACUAUUAUUUCUCAAUCAUUGGAACAUUUACAAUACUGUAAGUUGAACAUGUGGACCCUAAAACCUUAAAGAAAAGGAAAUAAAAAAAAAAUCAAAACCCUCUGAUACAAUGCACCAGAGGGCGCUGUACUCUUGUUUUUCCUUAGAAAGCAGUCCUUUAGUCUAAAGUUUGCGUUUCCAUUCAACAGAUUAUGAGAGUGCUUGUGGAAUGCUAGGCUUCUAGAAGGCAAUGUUCUUGGUCUACCUUGGGGAAGUUCUCCGUUCCAGGUAAUGAAUCUGGUUUUUUUAAACCAGUUUCUUAACGUUGAUUAUUUAGAAGGCAAAGCAUAUAUUUCAUUGUUCAAACAUUUUAGAGCCCCUUUAAAAACUGCUUUUAAAAUCUGUGUGCCCUUUUUCUUUUUUUGCAUUCUCAGUAGGAACACUGCCUUUUUCCUUUGAAAAUGAAUUUAAUUUCUGAAAACAACUUAAAGUUAUUUGGCACUGAGGGGGUGAAUAAGGUAAAGGUAGAAGAUAAAACGAGACAGUGCUAUAAUUUUCUUUUUUUCAACCGAAAAUUAUUAAUUUGCUAACAUUGUAUUAGAUGUUAUGACACAGUAGAAAAUAAUAUUUAACUUGUUGUAAGAAAGGGUAAUUGUGUUGUAUAGACUCUAAACUAUCUAAGAGUCAUCAUUCAUUCUUUCUUUUUCUGGGAUACCCUCUUGCAAGUCCUGUUACCUCUAUAAUAUAUUAUCCAUAAUAAUAAAUACCCAUGAAAUUACCUCCCAACUGUAAAACUCUAGCAUUGAUAGUAACUUAAAUUUCUCUGUGUAGUCUUUCCCUAUCUAGCCCUGAUAACUAGUGUUCAUUAUUUGGUUGGUUUCCUUUUUAUGUACUCUCACCAAAUAUAUGUGUUCCUAAAAAUUAUGUUUUGGUUUUAAUUGGUUUUACUUUCUUAAAAGAGUAUAAUGAUAUAAUAUGUGAUAUAUGACAUGUGAUCUUUUAGACUUUUUUUGCAAAAUUAUAUUGCUAUGAUUCAUCCAUUUUUCUAUAUUUAGCUAAGGUUCAUUUAUUAUGACUGCUUUGUAAUAUUCUAUUCUGUGCUUAAAACACAAGUUAUUUGUCCACUGCACUGUUGUGGGUACUGGAGUUGUUCUAGGUUUUGCUGUGACAUAUAAGUGAUGUCAUGAACAUUCUCCUAGCAUUGUAUGUCCUGGCAUACAAAUAUAGAUGCCUCCCCAAUAAUAAAUUCAGCUAGUUACAUUUUCUACUAACUAAUCUACACUAAGAAUGGAAUUGUUCUGCUGGAGUUUUCUGUAUACCAAGAGGAUUUAAGCAAAAAUUCAUGAGGAGUUUCCAGAAUGAUGAGUUCAGCUUCCUCAUUUAACUGACUAGUUAAAAUCUAAGGAGCCAUCAUUUAUUUCUGGUCCUUUGAACGUUUGUAUGGUCUUAUAUCCCCUUAGUACCUAUUGUCAGCAUAACUAGGAAAGAAUAAUAUAUAUAAACGAUGAUACGUAGAAUGAGGAGCUCGGAUAUGCAUGUAACUAGAUGAGGCUGCCUGAAGUGUUUCCACAAGAUACUUCAGGUUAAGACAGACUUCUUUCUCUUUCUAGUACUCGUUGUAUUCAGUCUCACUGAAAUCAAGGUUAUUACAUAUUUUCUUGAAUUGCCAUCAUCCAUUACCUAGAAAAUCUACCACUCAUAUAGAAUGUGGGAAAGCGUGUACAUGUAAGAACAGCAAAUUCUGUCUUAUCCAUCCAAGCAGCACACCCUCUAACCAGUUUGACAUCUCUAAGGAUAUUGCUGAAAUUCUUUACGAUCUUCACUCAAAAGAAGGCUCCAGUUUACUCAGUUACUGUUUAUUAAGUACGUGUGUAUAUGUCUAGCACUGUACAGCACUCUAUUCUUGUGACAUAAAAACGUUAGACCGUUCAUUUUCAAGCAGAAUGAUAGCUAGGUUUAGAAGUGUCCAAAUGCAGUCUAUACCAGCUUGAGUUCAUAUGUGUAUAUAUCCUAUGUAUUCAGGACUGAGAAAUCUUCAAAAAAAAAAAUCUCAGAUCCCAUAGGU
Molecule: messenger RNA, 6403 nt
Organism: Manis javanica (Malayan pangolin)
Lineage: Eukaryota; Metazoa; Chordata; Mammalia; Pholidota; Manidae
Source: RefSeq, a predicted model, not a curated record